GAAACAUAUCGACGGAUUACAAAAUCAUCCUAAAAUAGAAUACAAGAGUCCAAAACAGAUUAAACAAAUAAAAAUAUUCCAAAAGUGGUAAUAAGUCAAAAAUCAGAUCAACUUAAAGAAGUAACUGAGUAAAAACAUAUGAUAACUAAACUUGCCUACGUGAUUUAAACACAAAAUUUAUAAUUUUUGGGGGGACGAGAGUGAUCUACACUAAUCGCUUCAGCCAACAACAGAAGCUUUAUCAGCUUGGUCAAGAGAUUGGGGCGAGAGAGUAAAGAGUUCGUCGUUCAACGACUCGUUUUGCGGUUACAUGGUAAAAGGUGUGUGCGUUCCCCUUGCCUUCCGCAGAAUACCCUUAUCAGCACAUGAAAAUCUAAUUUCCAAACAGCUGCAGAUAGUUUGCAAAACAAAUUUUUGUUUUAAAACAAAUGCAAUUCAGAGUGGUGCAAUUAUACAACAUUAUAACGACAAUAAGCAAAAGCAAUUGCAAUUGUGGUGCAAGACAAGGAAGAACUAGUGCAAAUGAAGACUACAAAACGCAAAGUAUAAACAGAAAGACAUAUCCAAUAGUGAGUGUAAGGUCCCUUUCAAGGUUAAAUUGAAGGCAUACACUUGUUGGAGGUCAAAUUUUUGUGAAUAACACAUAUUUCAGGUUUUACUAAGUAAAUGUGGAUCAGUCGAGCUGAAUUGUUUACAUGACAUAGUCGGCAUCAAAAGAAGCAAGACAAAAAGUGAAAGUGUUAAGAGUGAGUAAAUUUAUAAAAAAAAUGGAAAGAUUUCCACAGUGUGCCAUUUGUGGUACGACGCAGCAACUGUUGCGUUGUGCCAAAUGUAAAUCAAUCUUUUAUUGCUCAACUGCACAUCAACAUAUGGACUGGCCAAAGCAUAAACAGUCCUGCCGCAUGUUGGCUAAACAAAAAAAUGAUAAUCGCAUGCAACAUUUGCAACAAGCUGUGGCGGCUACGACGCUAAACAACACAAACAACCAACCAACAAUGUCCGCUACAAGCAAUGAUAUCGAUACUGGGCACCAUCACUGGUCUGCACCCACAAACGAAGUGGGUAUCAUCGGCUUUGGAUUAUUAGAUGGCAACGGUAGUGCCGAAGUGGAUCCCAGUAUAUUAACUGCAGUAUCUCCAAUUGCUGUUAUGAUGGAUAAGCAUGGAAAUGGUUGUAUGUACGAUCAGUCAAGCAAUGUGGUGAAUGAAAAUAAUCACAUACCAGUGCCAGAUACCGGUGGCACCGGGAUUGGUGCAAGUCAAAUGCAAAAUAGUACCACGUUGUGCAUGCAACCGCAUUAUCAUAGUGUCGAUCAACGUUUACUCUCGCCGCAAUAUCACCAACAACAGCAACAAUUAACGCAAAAUCAGUUGCAAUAUCAACAAAUACCGUCAACACAAACGCAGUAUCCACAAUCAGCUAAUUUCCCAACACAUAAUAGGACACUUCAUUAUGAAAAAAGCAUAAGCUGUCAAGUGGGAAGUGGCGGUGGUGUGGAUGAAAACGCUUUUGGUAAUGCAAAUGAACGGCGCUAUGAUGAUUUAUGUCGUAACAUUAUAAAUGACAUGAAUGAGUAUGGUCUCUCGGUGGUCGAUGAUUUUCUUGGUGUUGAGAAGGGCUUGCAAAUACUCAAUGAAGUUCACGGCAUGUAUUCAGCUGGCGUUUUCCAGGACGGUCAAUUGGUGAAUAACUUGCGUGAGGAAAAGCUGCGUACAAUACGUGGCGAUAAGAUAACGUGGGUUAAGGGUGUGGAGCCAGGCUGUGCAAAUGUUGGAUAUUUGAUAAAUCAGAUUGAUGCAGUAAUUUGCAGGGCAAAUACAAUGAAAAAUAAUGGUCAAUUGGGCAACUAUAAUAUUAAGGAGAGAACAAAGGCUAUGGUAGCUUGCUACCCGGGUUCCGGCUCACAUUAUGUUGUGCAUGUCGAUAAUCCGAAUAAAGAUGGUCGUGUUAUAACGGCUAUUUACUAUUUAAAUGUCAAUUGGGAUACGGAACGCAGUGGUGGCGUCUUACGAAUUUUCCCAGAGCACGGUAAUUCAGUUGCUGAUAUCGAGCCGAAAUUCGAUCGACUGAUCUUUUUCUGGUCCGAUAGACGUAAUCCUCACGAAGUACAACCCUCACAUCGCACCCGCUACGCCAUUACUGUAUGGUAUUUCGAUGCUAAUGAACGUGAAGCGGCGUUGAAUCGCAUCAAAAACAACAAAAACAAUGUUAAGUCAACAAUUGAUACAACAACAACAACAACAAAUGCAAAUACAACAAUUGGUACAAUGUCUAUGUCGUCUGCGAGUGUGCACGACAACCACCAUUCAGACAAUACAUUUACAACAAAUCAACAAAUCUACUCAACAAAUGCAACAUCAACGGCGACAGUACCAACAACGGCAACGCCAACAACAUCUGCAGAUACCAAAACGCUUACGAAUGCUCAUCCAAAUGCGAUUGUAACCAAUGGCAAAUGUGCGAGUAUAAAUAGCGGCUCGGCGGCGAAUACAAUAGAAAAACACACGAAUAGUAGUAAUAAUUCAGUGCUGGCGAAUUCGAAUGAAAUUUGUACAUAACAACAUCAUAAUCAGCAGUUAUUGUUGAUGAUUUUGUAAAAUCGCAGAGCAGAAAAAAUUGGGCUGUAUGGUGUUGUUGCUGUCUGUAUGUGAUUUUUUCUUCCCAUUUUUGCAAUAUGUCAUGUGGUUGCCGAUAACGCUAACAGCAGAGCGCGGAUUUGUUGGUCGCCUCAGAGUUUUUUUUUUUUCAACUCUACCACACGCCAAGUCACCGCAAAUACCUUCGUGAGGUUUUUUCUUUGCAAAUAAAUGUAAAAUAAAUUGAAACCCCCAAUGGGUAGUUCAGAAAGUUAUGUGAAAAACCGUAUUGGAUAUGAGAGUAAUAUGUUUGUAUAGCUAGAAGUAUUAUAUACAUAUAAAUUGGAUGUAAAAAAUACAUAUGUACAUCUCCUAGACUUAGGCGACAUAGCUUAACGAAAUUGUGAUGUAUGCAACUAGUUGAAUAAAGAGAUACAUAUUUGUAUGAAGUAAGCAUAAAUACUUGAAUGUGCGCCUAUUACUAAAAUGUGAUAAAGACGUUAUAG
Messenger RNA from Ceratitis capitata (Mediterranean fruit fly), 3082 nucleotides. It is a transcript of the gene Hph, whose product is annotated as hypoxia-inducible factor prolyl hydroxylase. Gene Ontology annotation, biological process: peptidyl-proline hydroxylation to 4-hydroxy-L-proline; cellular response to hypoxia. The coding region runs from base 768 to 2558 and encodes 596 amino acids. Lineage: Eukaryota; Metazoa; Arthropoda; Insecta; Diptera; Tephritidae. Gene Ontology annotation, cellular component: cytoplasm; nucleus. Gene Ontology annotation, molecular function: ferrous iron binding; L-ascorbic acid binding; peptidyl-proline 4-dioxygenase activity. The record is from RefSeq and is a predicted model, not a curated record. The transcript is spliced from 7 exons.